AGGAUAAACGCAGACAAAACAACAGACGAGAAACGUUAUGGAUGUGGAAGUAAGAGGUGGAUAUACACCUUAGUUUGACAUUUUAUGAACUCACAAUGUCUAAGCUGCAGAUUUUAAGUGUUUUUCUGACAGAGAGAUUAACUCUGGCUGCGCAGGAGAUAUUUAAGGGUGUGGAAGACAUAUUUUCAGAGUAUAAUGAGGAGAUUUGUCGCUCCAGACAGGAGAUUGAGCUGCUCAAGAGGAGACUGCAGCAGGCAGGAGUUCAGAUGGACUCUGAAACGCAGCCCUGCUCCUCUGAGACUCAAGGAAAGAAAUACACCCAGACAUUUUCAGAGGAAUGGAGAUCUGAACACGAUUUUAAGGACACUGAGAUGCAUAUGAAACUAGAAGUUUAUACACAGCAGGAGGAGAAAGAAGAGCAAAUGCCUGUGUGCAGUGAAUCAGCAUCUUUAUCACUGUGUCUGGACAAUCAUCAUGAUCAGACGCCCAGCAAAGACACUGAAACCCAAAUGAUGGACAGUAGUGAGAAUAAUUGUCCUUUUAUUAACAAAGCACCUCAAAUAAAGACUGAACUUGAGAGUAAUUCUGAAACGAUUACCACCUGUCAAGUACAGCAGCACAUCACAAAACACGGCUCGAGUGAUUCAGGGGCCAGUGAUGCCAACAAAAUCACAUUCAGCCACAUUGGAUCCCCCAGACAAGAGACACAAACAUUUCAUCCGCCCUUCAGAAAUCAAGAGAUGUUGACGCAUCACAGAAUGGAGUUGGCCCAGAUAAGAGAGAGAUUGGCAGAUGAAGAGCGAAAGAAGACUGCAGCUCAAGCUAGAUCCCUUAAGCACAAGCAGAAAGUGUACGGGAGUCCUGAGCUUCGUGAGGCGUACAGGAAAAAGGAGAGAGAGAGAAAACUGCAAUCAAAGCAGGAAAGAAAAAGGAGGAAUAAGAGUGAAAAAGAGGAAAUUCAAAGAGUUAAGAAGGUCAGACAAAUUGAAGAAGUCGCACAUGAUAAAGAACAACUACAAACACAAUCCCAGGAGAAUAAAAAGUGUAAUUUUACCUCUUCAGUAGAGUCAAAGACAAACUUGGCUGACAUUUGUUUGGAGGACGUACAGCCUGAAGAGGAGCUAUCUGAAAGCUACCCGACACAUCGUGAUAUUCACGGAGAUCCACGCGGUACAGGAGAGUAUUUGUGUGUCAUGUGCAACAGGAGAUUCGGCUCGCACGGACGGCUGAAAAUUCAUCUGCGAGUUCAUUCUGGAGAGAAACCCUACCACUGCAACUUUUGUGGGAAAAACUUUAGACAAUCAAGUCACCUGAACACACACGUGAGGAUCCACACGGGAGAGAAACCUCACAUCUGUCAGACCUGUGGGAAGACGUUUAUUGACUCGAGUGCAAGAAACAGACACUUCAAAAAAUGUGUUCUUAUCUCUCUGCAAGCAAAAUGAAAUCAUAUGGAGCACCUGUUGAUGUCUGUAGUUCACUGAAUUGGAAUGGCACAGUAAAGGCUGAAAUAAUGGCA
Messenger RNA from Carassius gibelio (silver crucian carp), 1519 nucleotides. RefSeq lists its product as uncharacterized. The transcript has 6 exons. Gene Ontology annotation, cellular component: nucleus. Gene Ontology annotation, molecular function: DNA-binding transcription factor activity, RNA polymerase II-specific; RNA polymerase II cis-regulatory region sequence-specific DNA binding. The record is from RefSeq and is a predicted model, not a curated record. Gene Ontology annotation, biological process: regulation of transcription by RNA polymerase II. Bases 96 to 1445 code for a protein of 449 amino acids. Lineage: Eukaryota; Metazoa; Chordata; Actinopteri; Cypriniformes; Cyprinidae.